Messenger RNA from Lolium rigidum, 2671 nucleotides. Its product is annotated as probable beta-1,4-xylosyltransferase GT43A. Bases 1186 to 2313 code for a protein of 375 amino acids. Gene Ontology annotation, molecular function: galactosylgalactosylxylosylprotein 3-beta-glucuronosyltransferase activity; xylosyltransferase activity. The transcript is spliced from 3 exons. The record is from RefSeq and is a predicted model, not a curated record. NCBI's taxonomy places the organism in Eukaryota, Viridiplantae, Streptophyta, Magnoliopsida, Poales, Poaceae. Gene Ontology annotation, biological process: plant-type secondary cell wall biogenesis; glucuronoxylan biosynthetic process. Gene Ontology annotation, cellular component: Golgi membrane.
UCUUCACCAUUGAUGCCAUGUCACCUCCAUUCUUUGCUUUAUCGUUCUCAGUUAGGUUCCAGGUUCCAAUCCGCUACCAACUGAGAGAUGUCCUCUCCAGCUCAAAACCAUCUUCCUUUGGCUUAAAGUUAAGUUCAAGAAACAGGAUCAGCUGAAGAUCAGGUUUAGAGGUGUAUUAAAAGGGAGGUAGGGAGGGCGAGCAAAAGCUGCAGCUCACCUAAUAUUCUUCAGGGCUACACCACCGGGUCGAUCUGGGGGCCUCCUGCCACAUCCGAAAAAUGCCAAUCCAAAUUGGUAUCCAAUAAUAAGCUUGCAAAUCAGCUCAGUUAAAAAAAGAAAGGAAUGUGCUGCAACUAUUGGAACUGUAUGCAAUAGUGGCGCAAUUGAAUUGGAUGCCCUGAGAGGUUGGUGUUAGCUAUUUGGAGGCUAAUGAGGUUGUUCGGCAGGUUCUUUGGUUGCUUGCUCUGUUUUCCUGGGGGGGUUUCGUCUCAAAAUCAUCCAUAUGGAACCUGUAGGUAAAUGUAUCCAGCAAGCUUAAUUUGCGUUCCAGAUUGAGGUUGUUUCCUGGUAAAUCCUUGCCAGAAUUGGGUGCCAGGUGUUCUCAUCUCGCCUCCCUCAGAUUCUGUGUCGGUAGGCAAAACAUGCCUGAACCCUGAAGGCAUAUACGGUACGCAGAGACAGAGGAGCAAGUAAAAAUGUUGGUGCUGUUGAGGCUUGAGGGAGCGACAGGCAAGUGUCACCACCCUCCUCCCGCGCGCCCUCUUUCUUAAACGAAACCAACGCCACCCUCACCAACCACCUCCAACGCCAUUUUCACCUCCACCUCAACUGGGGGAGCAACAGUUUCACCUCCAUCCCUCCCUCCUACCUUCCAUCCUGAUCUUCAUCUUCUUUCUUCUUCCCCAGCCGGCACAUUCCACCACCCCCACUAAAUCUUGGUGCUGAUCCAGUACUCACAUUAAUUCCCCAUCUUCAAUUACUUCUUGCUCCACCUACAUUGAUUCAGCUCCGUCCCACAUUCGGCGUCGAGCUCAAUUCCUUCGCCUUCGAGCUCCGACUGCUCCUGUUCGUCCUGAUCCGGGGACGCCCAGUUCGUGGCUCCUUGAUCUGGGGAGGGGUCUCCAUUUGAUUCGUGGUUCUUGAUCUGAAAGCUUCGUGCUUUGGGGAUUUGGUGUGUCGGGCUUCAUGGGGACGGGGGCGGCGACGCCGGAGCGGCUCCCGAAGCAGCGGCGGGGCGGCUACCUGUGGAAGAAGGCGCUGCUCCACUUCUCCCUCUGCUUCGUCAUGGGCUUCUUCACCGGCUUCGCGCCCUCCUCCUCCUCCUCCUGGCGGUCCGGCGGGGGCGACCCGGUGCCGCCGCACCGCGUCGGCGACCAGCUCGCCGCCUCCCGCGUCGCCCUCAACGGCAACCAGCGCAUCAACCUGGCGCCGCCCUCGCCGGACGGCGCCGGCGGGGGCGGCGCCACGGUGGACGUGGACGACGACGGCAACGACGAGACCGGGCCGCGCCGGAUGCUGAUUGUGGUCACCACCACGCGGUCGGGGGCGGGGGAGCGCAGGCGGCGGCGGCCGGAGCUGCUGCGGCUCGCGCACACGCUCAGGCUCGUGCGCCCGCCGGUCGUCUGGGUCGUGGUGGAGCCGGCCGCGGACGCGCCGGCGACCGCCGAGGUGCUAAGGGGCACCGGGGUCAUGUACAGACACCUCGCCUUCCGCCCCGAGGAGAACUUCACCACCGCCGCCGCCGAGGCCCACGCGCAGCGCAACGCCGCGCUCGCCCACGUCGAGAAGCACCGCCUCUCCGGCGUCGUCCACUUCGCCGACGCCGCCGGCGUCUACGACGCACGCUUCUUCGACGAGAUCCGACAGAUCGAGGCGUUUGGCACAUGGCCGGUGGCAACGAUGUCCGCCGGAGAGAAGAAAGUAGUGGUGGAAGGCCCACUGUGCAGUGCCUCGAAAGUAGUCGGUUGGUUCUCGAGAAACUUCAAUGAUGGUACCACCCGAUCAGUGACAUAUAACGCGGAGGUUGACUUGAAUCCUGCCGGUGCUGCUGGCACGCGAGCCCACACGAUCGACGUAUCAGGGUUUGCGUUUAACAGCUCUAUUUUGUGGGACCCUGAGCGGUGGGGACGACCAACGUCAUUACCGGACACUUCACAGGAUUCCAUCAAGUUUGUGCAAGAGGUGGUGCUGGAGGACAGGACCAAGCUGAAGGGGAUCCCCUCCGACUGCUCCCAGAUCAUGGUGUGGCAGUACACCAUGCCGAGCCCCACUUCUCACAAAACCUCUGCCCCGAAAACUCACCAUAGAAGGUAGGGAUGGGGAGAAGAAGAGGAAGUCCUCAGCAGAAAUGAGGAGAGAACAAUGUUGCGACUUGGGAGUCAAUGUAAAUGUGGCGAAAAUGAAAGGAAAAGGAAGAAGGUUGCUUACACUGAGUUCUUUUUUUUCUCUUUCUCUCAGUUUUGUUCUGGUUUUGGGGGGUCAUGAAUUAUCCUCUGGAGAUCUCCCCCCAGGCAAUAGUAUUAUUUAUUCAGAUUUUACCUGCGAUUCUUUGACUCGAUGUGGGGCUCCUCUAAAAAAAUCUCUUUGUGGAGUGCAAUAAGACGCUGUUGUAGCAAGUGUGGAGAAAAUCUGGCAGAUGACAUGGUGAAUUAACAGCAUGGAUUUCCAGCAA